Daucus carota subsp. sativus is the source of this 3010-nucleotide messenger RNA. RefSeq names its product probable disease resistance RPP8-like protein 2. Gene Ontology annotation, molecular function: ADP binding. The coding region runs from base 862 to 1812 and encodes 316 amino acids. Gene Ontology annotation, biological process: defense response to other organism. NCBI's taxonomy places the organism in Eukaryota, Viridiplantae, Streptophyta, Magnoliopsida, Apiales, Apiaceae. The record is from RefSeq and is a predicted model, not a curated record. The transcript is spliced from 2 exons.
UGCUCAAAAACUUAUAUGUGGUCUAUAUUGAGUCAACUACGAGUUUGGUUCUGACCAAGAAGGCAAAGAAUUCCAAAUGGCUGAAGCAGUAGUGUCAAUUGUUGUGGCAAGGCUUACUGAUUUAUUGAUUCAAGAACCGGUGGCUCUUCAUGGACUACUCAAGGAUAAAAUUCAACAAGUGAUAACCAAGCUCCAGUUGAUGAAGACAUUUUUACGGGAUGCUGAUUCAAGGAUAACUGAGCACAAAGUCCGGACUUUGGUUGCUGACAUACGAGCACUUGCUUAUGAUGCUGAACAUGUUGUAGAAAGCUUUAUUGUUAAACCUUCAUCCUCUGCAAGAAACAGAAGGAAACAAGCAAUCAAGAUCAAAGAUAUACAAAGCAAGAUGUCUCUGCUCUCUGAUCGCAUUGGUGAUAAUAAUAUUAAAUCAACAUCAGAAAUUCAGAAUCAUCAAUUUCAUUGUCUGAAGCACCUGGACAGCUAAAGCGAUUUUACUCUUUCACAACCAUGGAGCCAGAGAUAUUUGUUGGAUUUCAUGGAGCCGUUGAUCGACUGGUGGGACAUUUGGUGAAUGAAAGUGAUGAUUGUUACCCGCUUAUCUCUAUUUGUGGAAUGUGAGGUCUAGGUAAGACAACUGUGGCUCAAAAAAUAUACAAUCAUCCAACCAUUAAAGCAACCUUUGCUGGUUUAGCCUGGGUUUCCAUUUCGCAGAAGUGGCAAAAGAAACUUGUGUUGCAGCGAAUACUGAUAUGUCUCAUCCAUGAAAAGAAAGAGGAAAUUCUUACUUGGGACGAUGAAAAGUUAGUGGAGAAUCUGCUACAAAUCCAGCAGAGGAAAAAAUGCUUGAUAGUCCUCGAUGACAUGUGGACUACUGAUGCUUGGGAUUCUAUGAAAUCGGCUUUCACAGCUGAAACAUCUGUGAGCAAAUUAAUGCUUACCAGCCGUAAUGUGAAGGUGGCUGUGCAUGUAAAUCGAGAAGGAUUCAUAUACCAACCAGAAUGCCUAGAUGCAGAACAGAGUUGGGAGCUACUUAAGUUGAAAGCAUUUCCCAGAGGAUAUCAUCUAGAUUCCAAAGAUAUUUUUACAGAGAUGGAAAAAAUGGGAAGAGAAAUGGUUAAAAAAUGUGCCGGUCUUCCACUAGCUAUAGUCAUUUUAGGCGGAAUUCUUGUAACAAAACCUUCACUAAUGGAGUGGGAGAAGGUAUAUGCUGAUAGUUUAUGGUCCCUGGAGAAGGGAAAAGGAUUGGGAGAAGAUCAGCAAAGAGAAUUAUUUCAUGUUCUAGUCUGGAGUUACAAUGAUUUACCCCCACAAUUAAAGCCAUGUUUUCUGUAUUUGGGUAAAUUUGGUGAAGAUGAACGGAUAGAAGCAGAGACUCUAUAUCAGUUAUGGAUUGCAGAAGGGAUGGUACUGUCGACUGAUAAAAGGGAAGGAGAGACAAUGAUGCAAGUAGCUGAAUCGUAUAUGGGGGAACUGGUCCAUAGGAGUAUGGUUCAAGUGACAUUUGAAGAUAUGGAAAACUCGCAUACAAAGAUAAAAUAUACCUUUCUUCAUGACCUUAUGAGAGACCUAUCUCUGUCCCAAGCAAAAACAGAAGAUUUUUUUGAAGUUCUUGAUCUUCGAAAAGGAAAUGAUGUUCAUCUCAAUCCUUCAGCAGAUUUCAGGUCGGUUGACACUCGACAACUUGUAGUUUUUUAUGAUGAGGAACAUAUGAGGAAACAAAUUGGAUCCUACUUUGUCAAGAAAUGCAAGCAACAGAAUAUCGAUCAAUGUUACUGUUCAGUGAUGGUUUCCACACAGAUUUGCCGAAAGUAGUGGGGUCACAUGUUGCCAAUUUCAGGUUUCUAAGAGUGUUUUCCAUGGAAUAUGGUCAAGUAGAUGGUAUACUUUAUCCCAGAAGUUUUGUGAGAGCAUUAGGAAGCCUUGUCUACUUGAGAUAUCUUAGUGUAAGUUGCGUUUCCUUGUCAUUUAUUCCAUCUAUACAGAACAUGGUGCUACUCCAAACUCUCAAAUUAGAUGUUUUCAAUACUGUAUCUAUUCCAUCAUGGCUUUCAAGAAAUAUUCUGGGCAAGCUGGGACAUUUGCGGUAUUUGUAUUUACCUCCUAUUUAUGAUAGGAGUAGACCUCCAAAGAAACAAAAACUAAGGUUUGAUGGAUUGGGCAGGUUAGAGACAUUGGAGAACUUCAGUACUGUGUGGUGUGAGGCUAAGGAUCUUCCGAAACUAAUCAAUCUUCAGAGACUGACAUUAGAAGUAGACGAUGACUAUGGUGAUGUGAAAGAGACCUUGAAAAAUCUGUCAUCAUCUUCAAAUCUCAGGUACUUGGGACUUUCUCUUAAAUUAUAUAAACAACCAGUAGAGAAUGUGAGAGGGGUUUUUUGGGAUUAUAGUUCCAUCCUUCAGAAAUUAAGCAUAAGUGGCCGGCUUGAAAAGUUGGCUCAAUUAUUUGAGAACCAACCGCGGAAUCUUAUCAAUAAUCAUGUUGCAGAAUCUUCAAUUCGUAUCACUUCCUUGACGUUACAGUUUUCCCUCCUGGAAGAUGACCCAAUGCCAGUACUGGAGAAGAUUCCUAGUCUGCGUAAACUUGAUUUAUCUGUAAACUCAUUUGUGGGGAAGGAGAUGUUCUGCUCGUCCAUGGGUUUCCCGAAACUCACCAGUCUUGAACUGUGGCAGCUCCCCAACUUGGUGAAAUGGAAUAUAGAGGAAGGCAGCAUGUCCGUUCUCACCAAGUUAGAGAUUAUUAGUUGUCCGAUGUUAGAGGAGCUUCCAGAAGGCCUCAUAUUUCUCACUUCCCUUCACAGCUUAUGGUUAGGCGGUAUGCAUACAGAUUUCAUACACAAAAUCCGCACAGUAAAUGGCAACCAAGGAGAGGACUUUUACAGAGUUGCUCACGUUCCUGUAUUAUCUAUUUCCUAAGAGUAGAAUAAGGAGCUGAUCACAAUCAUCGCUUCUAGAUUCCCAGAACCUGUUAAUUUCCUGUUUCUCAUUACUCAUAAAUGUGUUUUCUUCUUCAA